AUGCAGCUCAAGCACUUCGUGCAGAGCAGCCUUGCGCUCUCUGCGCUGACUGUUCAAGCUGCUCCGUUCGCCGUUGUUUCCAACGGCACCACUAUCAGCGACCUCACCCAGGUCGCACGUGCUGCUGCCCGUGAUGGUAUAGGCAUGGCUGUUGGCAUCUUUGAUGCCGCUGACUGGUGCCUCGCCAAAUCGUGUUCUGUUCGCAUGAACGCGACCAUCACGGCCAUUGCUAACACUACAGUCGCUGCUGCCGCAGGUGUAUUGACCCCCGACUGCGGCAUUUCCUGCCAGUUGCAGCUGAAAUGCAACAUCUCCGCCACGGCAGCAAUGGAGGCACUUCGAACGGCCUAUCAUCAGUUCGAAGCUGCUGGCCUUGAAGGAGAUCGUCCGAGGCUCCUUACCGACAUGUACUACCUCACCAACAAGACGCGAUGCUCUCCUGACUCCCCGAACCUCGCGACAUCCUUUCCGGCUCAAGCUCCAUCAAAACACGACGGUGGCAGCAAGAUCAUUCCUUUCCCGGUUUUUACUGAGAAUCUUCCGCAAUGGACCGUCACUGAGGAAAUUGCAGAGACAGAGGCUCCGCUGGACUGGACCUACGUUCUAGACCAUCCAGAGGAAUUUCCUGAAUUGCAAGACUACAUUCGACAGGUAUUGCAAGAAAUGCUGGAUAAUGAGAGGUUCCAGGACUGGUUGGACUCGCAACCGGAAGCCGACCCCCCUCCAGAGCCGAUUGAAGACAUUGAGAAUCAUGUCACCGAGGACGAUGAUUUCUUUGACGAUCGUGGUGCCAGCGAUUCGGCUCACUCCUCAGAUCCAAAUCCGUCGCUGCAUGACUCUGAUCAAUCCGGAGAUCCGGAGCCAUCAGAAGACGAGUACUAUGGCAAUGAAGACGCCGACGUGCCAUAUCAGCCGGAGAACUCACCACCACAGGACCCGCCUUAUCCUCAAAAUCCGAAUCUCGAUCCCACAGACGAAGGUGAUGUAUAUGAGGAAUCGGACGAAGACCUGUACGGAGACGACGGAUAUCAACCUGGGCAGAGACGUCCGAACCCAUCGCGGGGUGGCAACGGUCCUACUAGCGAAGAGUCUGAGCAUCGAUAUGGCUCUGAGGAUAGCGAACUUAUCUACGAGCCUGAGACGCCACCGGAGAACCCACCCUUCCAGCCAGAACAGCCGCCACCCGAAACACCUCCCUACCCUCACAGGCAGCCACUCAGUGAGAUUCCGGAAGACGAAGACUACCCCAUCCAGCACACUCGCCCUGAUAGCUCAACUGAUGGUAGCGAGGAGCUCAACGACGAAGCACAUGAUGACCUGUUUGAUUCCGAAGACUCCGACCCUGUCUAUGAGCCUGAAGAUCCCGCGCGUCCACCUCAAGAGCAGGGUGAAGCGCCAGAACCGGUCCCGCAGGAGGAUGUGCCGGAAGGAACGAGUGGCGACUCGUCAGAGGGCUACGAUGAGACCGAUGAGUCUGUCGCCGACGACACUCUCACCGAUGAGCCGUCUGGCCCAGUGGACUCUCCAGUCGACCCGAUUCCGGAUGUCCCAGUCGAUCCCAUUGAGGGCGCAGCAGAGACUCUGGGAACAUUGACCAACGAGGCAGGGGAGACAUUAGUGCCAGCUGUCGGUGAAGCUGCAGCGGCCGAGAUCUUGGAGAAAGCCGGCCAGACGUUCACCGCAUCGAAGUUCCUUCCAUUCCACCUCCUGGACGAAGGUGGCAAUGUGGUUGGUAAAGUAUGGCGUGAUAUUCGAUCCUUGAAGAACGCUGGCAAGCAGGUUAUCAAACAAGGGAGUCGAUUUGUCCCUGCUCCGGAACAGCUGUACCCACCUCACGUCCCCGACCCAAAGUACCACGGAUCCGUGCCUGCGCCUGCACCGCAUCAUCCUCCCCCACAUGUUCCGAUUCCGAAGGUGCCUGUUCCCAAGUCCCCGAUUCCACUAGUGCCAGCUCCCUUCCCAGGUCCUCCGCCGUUCCCGGUCCCAGUGCCGAAUCCAGGACCUCCUAGCAUUUCCGAUCUGCCUGAUGUGCCAGAUUUCUGGCCAUCUGGUGACGAUGAUGAUGAUGACGAUGAUGAGGAGGAGGAGGACGAGGACGAGGAGGACGAGGAAGACACCGACGACCAUUCUGACGGCGAGCACCACAAGCCUCACCACACCAAGACUCAUCAUAGCAAGACCCAUCAUAGCAAGACUCAUCACACCAAGACACAUCACACCAAGACACAUCACUCAACAUCAACAACCCAUUCGACGUCCCAUUCGACGACCCAUUCAACCACCAGCCACACGACUUCCACCUCUACGAGCUCGACGUGGGCGCCCACAGCCACUGGAAUGGCCGCUCUCGCCAAGGUGCCUUCCGAAUGUCUCGGCGGUUACUCUUUAAGCCAACUGAAAGAGAGCGACCAGAAGAAGUGCGAGGACACCAUCAAGCACUUCAGCCACGUCGAGGCAAGCGCCUGGGUCGGAACGAUCUCGUCAGCAGAGUGCCAGCCUCACAUUCGUGAAAAUCACGAUCUCCAUCUCGACGUCGGCUGUCUCCCGCUCGUGGCGAGUUUGUCUGGCGACCUCAAGAAGGUCUGGGAAAUGGGAAUGUUGCCUUCUCAGUGCGCAGCAGACAAGGACGAACGCAAGCACAUGCCCAUGGACUCGCAGAGGAAGAAGUGGUGCAAGUCCAUCGAACAUCAGCUCGAAGACUUCUCUCACAAGCACGUCGAGGGCGUCAAGAAGGGCGAUCCGCUCCCGUUGCCAGUGCCCGAGGAUGAAGAUGAGUCGUCACUCAGCUGCUUCAGCCCUCUCUCCUCUCUACAAUCCAUGAAGGACAAGGACCGCAAGCAUUGCGACAAGGAGAUCAAGAAGCUCAACCGCAUGACGCUCAACUCAUGGGCCACGCAGCUGCUGCCACAGCAGUGUAUGCUGGAUCCGGACCGGGAAUGGGUUGACAAGCAUGUCAAGAAGGAGUGUGAGACUGCGGAUGAGAAGAAAGCGUGGUUCCAGGGUACUUUGCCGCUGGAGUGCCUGUCCAACAGCGACGAGAACAGCAUGCAUCUUGACAAGAAGGCCAAGAAGCAGUGCGGGAAGGUGUCGGAGAGGCUGGAGAAGAUUGCGAAGCUUGACGAUACAAAGGCUGGGUGCUGA
This is a messenger RNA of Saxophila tyrrhenica, 3141 nucleotides long. RefSeq lists its product as uncharacterized. The record is from RefSeq and is a predicted model, not a curated record. The transcript is spliced from 2 exons. The coding region runs from base 1 to 3141 and encodes 1046 amino acids. NCBI's taxonomy places the organism in Eukaryota, Fungi, Ascomycota, Dothideomycetes, Mycosphaerellales, Extremaceae.